GUCAAUAAACGUCAAUCGUCGAGGAUUUGGAUUGGAAAAAAAUAGCUUUAAAUCAUAAAAUCAAUUAUCAAUGUUCUAUAUUAUGUAGUCAUAAAUAUAUAAAAAUCUUUUGCAUUUAGUAUUAUUGAUAUGUUGUGUACUUAAACACCAUUUUGCUCAAGUGAAUUGACUAUUUAACUGAUAUUCCGAUCCAAGAUAUGUAUUCUACAAUGGCUAACCCAGCUAAUUCAAGUUAUAUGUCGAGAUACUCAGCUUUUAGUCCGUACUGGUUGAGAGAUAGGGAGAUGGGGUACGGGGUCCCCAUAGGGGCUGGAGAUGCUAUGGCCAGGAGUUUGUAUUGUGGUAUGAAGCCCAUGGCAUCUUGGGACUGUGACCAGGCCAAUGUGCUGCCAACUGGUGGAGUCUUUAAUCUUGAAUUCUCCCCUGAAGGGACUCUCUUAGUAGCUGCCUGUGAAAAGAAAUCAAUACAAAUAUUUGACCCACUCACACACAAACGGAUCCACACAGUGACUGGAGCUCACACAGAUUGUGUCAAUUGUGUGAAAUUUUUAGAUGGACGAAUGUUCGCAACAUGCUCAGACGACACGACAAUAGCUCUGUGGGAUGUCAGAAACAUGAAUAAGAAGAUAAGAUCUCUCCUUGGCCAUUCUUCAUGGGUCAAAAACAUAGAGUUCUCUUUCAAAGACAAACUCCUUGUUACUUCUGAAUUAAACGGGAGUAUUUACACAUGGGAUAUAAAUUCUUAUACUGAAUGCAAUUUGGUAUACCAAAGAGUUUUUCAUGCACCUGGUUUGAUGAGAUGCCGAUUGUCACCGGAUGCGAGGCAGAUGGUCAUGUGCACAACAGGAGGGCUCUUGGUCAUAGUGCACAAUCUGAACUUGUCAACAUUGGCGAAGGACUUACAUGGAUUUAAGCCCAACCUAUACCGGCUGAUGCAGUCGAGCCAUCAGUUGAUCCCCAUCGCGGCGGCGUACGACCGGCUUUUCGAGGAGACGCGGGAAGAGAACCGGGUGGAGUUUGUCUCCGACUUCCCCAAUGACGCGAAGGUCGUCAGUUCACUACAGAUACAUCCUUUGGGUUGGAGUGCUUUAAGUAGAAAUAUUAGUCACGAUGAUAGGUCUGAGUGGUCGUGCAUCCACGACAUCCAGCCCAUGGAGGCCAGCAGCAAGUCUGUGCGGGACUGCGGCCCGAGCGCGCGGCCCGCCUGGAGCGCGCGCCGCCCGCCGCGCCGCCUGCGCCCGCGCAUGCGCAGGCCGCACGCCGCGCCAUCAACAGAUGUGCCCCCAGCGGAGAGGGAAAGAGAGAGGAAUAGAGAAGAAGAACGGCCUUCUAAUCCUCCACCUCUUUCCAUCGAGGAUCCCGAGGCCGGACCGAGUUUAGCGCCCGCCGAAGUUGAAAUGCCUGCGAAUCCGCGGCUCCAAGGAUUAUCGAGUAUACAAAACGACGUUUGGGAGGCGUCUAUAACGAUCAAACAGCACAGAGUUCUCCAGGAGUUAUAUAGCAGAGGCGUAGGCCGCAACUUCAACAUGCAGCGUAUAAUGGGCAUCAACACGGGCAUAGCGCCGCCCGCCGCCGCCGCGGCCGCGCUCAGGCCGCGCGCGCUCCGCUCGGCCGCCGUCAGGCUGCUGCCGCGGGCCGCCAGGGGCGCCGCCAGCGCUUCUGAUGACAGCCCCUCACCAUCAACUUCGAGCCAGUCCCGGGACAGGUCGAGUCCUAGCGAAGACGACAUCGACCCCAAAUACUCCAUCAGGCAGAACAGGGAACGUCUGCUAUACUUUAUUGAAGAAACUAACGAGGGGAAAGGGUUUAUCAAGGAACUGUGCUACUCGGCGGACGGCCGGUUGGUGUGUUCGCCGUUCGGGCGCGGCAUGAGACUGUUAGCGCUCAAUGAAGACUGCAGCGAACUGUCACACUGCGUGCAGGCGUUCAAGGGGCCUGUGCCCAUGGUAGACGUGGGGCAGAGCCUAGGUAUCCAUCAAGACCUGGUGGUGAGCUCCAAGUUCAACCCGCGGUAUCACAUGUUAGUGACUGGAUGCCUCGAGGGGAAGAUUGUCUGGUAUGAGCCUUACAGCGGGGAAUCUAUGUACUAGUUACUUAAAUAUAUAUAUAUAUUGGUCAUGUAAAUAAC
Amyelois transitella is the source of this 2128-nucleotide messenger RNA. Its product is annotated as DDB1- and CUL4-associated factor 10. NCBI's taxonomy places the organism in Eukaryota, Metazoa, Arthropoda, Insecta, Lepidoptera, Pyralidae. The record is from RefSeq and is a predicted model, not a curated record. Gene Ontology annotation, cellular component: Cul4-RING E3 ubiquitin ligase complex. The transcript is spliced from 12 exons. The coding region runs from base 198 to 2090 and encodes 630 amino acids. Gene Ontology annotation, molecular function: protein binding.